AUGGCUUCCACCCAGAAUCCAGACAGCAAGGACUCAGCUUCCCCUUUUCCCGACAUUCGCUCCCCAAAUCCUGAUCACGGCUUCCUAGUUAUUGACGCAGGUGAAUCUUUAGACACCAACACCUGGUCGCUUAUUCUCACCGAUGAUGAGGCUCGCUCUACCAGCUCUUCUGAAUCUGGUAGCAUUGAGGAUGUUGAUGCCGAUAACAUUUUUUCUGAUUAUUCGGACGAUGAGUUCGCGGAAAGAAAUACUGCCAGUCAAAAUGAGGUUAAAGAACAGGAUCAUCGCUGCUCUACCAAGCUGACUUCCAUUGGUGAAGGUAUUGCAAAGUGUUUCCAAUUACCAAAAAUUAGUUUGAAAUCUAGAACCGAAAGGGUCUCUUCUAAAUUAUCAGGGUUCAAAUUGGACUCCUGGUCAAAGAAACUAGCAGCAACUUUGCUUGUAAUUAUGUUCAACGUGGGAAUGUAUUAUCAAUUCUUUAAUAAUGCUAGGCUAUCACAAGACGGGGUUUCCUUGCUUGGUUAUAAAGAAAAUAUUUUGUCUCCACAGGAAUUGUAUACUACAGUUUUGGUGAAAACUACUGCAACAAAGACAGAGAUUGUUCAGUUGCCAGCUGAGACUAUAACAAUAGAACAUUUUGGAUUCCAAGUUCCAGAUUAUGUUAAAAGUUAUUAUUCCAAUGAAGGACAAAAUGUUGUUAAACAUCUUAAAUCUUUUUAUGACAAAACUUUGAAGGAUCACAAGUUAGUAUCAGAAGUUAAUGUUAUUUAUUCUGGCAUUAAGAAUGAAGCUUCUAAAUUUGGUAAUUCUAAGGUUGGCGAAUUUAUCAAUCAUAAUGUUAUCCGUCAUUUCUCUGCAGAGAAUAGCGAAAAAGCUUUUAGAUUAGGGCAGAAAGGUUAUAAAUCAAUGUGCCGAAUAAUUGGGGAAGUGGGCAACGAGAUUGAAGGGGCGUAUGUGGAAAACAGUCCUAUUGUGAUCAAGUUCUUCAAUGAAGUUAAGGAGCAAUCUGCAAAAACUGGCGUCGUCGUUGGCAGAACCUUGCAGGAGAAUUAUUUGCUGACUAAAUCAAAAAUGAUGACCUUCAACUACUCAAAGGCAUUUGAUGAAUCCUUUGCAAGUUUGUCUAACCAAGUAUCGGAAAAUGUUGAUUCUGCGAAACAAUUGUCAAAUAACUUUUAUCAAAGUGAUUCAGUGCAAAAUGCUAUUGAAUCAGGUAAUGAGCUCGCAAUGAGUUUUAAGAAUUUGAUAGCCAGAACUUCCAAAUCAUCAGCUAAAUCUCUCAAGUAUGGAUAUGAUAAUUUGUUAGUGAAGUCAAAUUUUGACACUAUCAAGGACAAUACCAAUGUAUUAUCUGAAUUGACAAAGAAAGUCACUGAUCGGUCGAAGUCCAAAGUGAAGCAUGCCUCAAAGGUGUCAUACGAAAUAUGGAAAAAUCUUUUUCUUGUCGAGUGA
Messenger RNA from Saccharomycopsis crataegensis, 1452 nucleotides. RefSeq lists its product as uncharacterized. NCBI's taxonomy places the organism in Eukaryota, Fungi, Ascomycota, Saccharomycetes, Ascoideales, Saccharomycopsidaceae. The transcript has a single exon. The record is from RefSeq and is a predicted model, not a curated record. Bases 1 to 1452 code for a protein of 483 amino acids.